GGCAGAAGCUGCUGGAAGCCGAUGAGAGCGGCGGGAGCGGGAACCAGACGCACAGCCGCUCGCUGCCCUGGCGAGUUCACAGUAAAUCACGGAGUCACUACCUCACCAGUGCAGCCAUUUCCCGGUCGACACGUGGGACGUGAGCUUGGGAAACUUCGCAGGAGUCGACACUGCUGAAGGCAGAAAUUUUGCGUUGGCACAGAACCUGAGGCAACCUCAUGAAUUAGAGGUUAUGCUGUCCCAAGGCCAUUCCCUGAAUCUGAGUGAGCGAGAAAAGGGUUAAAAAUCGAAUUUCUCCGAUAAAGGCUUGUUAUCGUACCGUCUGAGUCAAAGCUAUGAACUCGCAGGUUUCAUCAGAUAUUCACAGUAUCGUCUCUCCGAUAAGCCAAAGUCCUGAGCAGGAGGUGGCUGCCCCACACCCGCCGAGGGUUGAGGAGGAUGAUGGCGACUUGAACAAGACCCUGGGUGUGGAGAGAUUUGAUGAUCUGCUGCACGAUACACACUCUCGCGCUGUGGAUGAAGUCCGGCGGAUCUACAAUGAGGCAGAUUUUGAAUACCAUCGGCAGUCAUCCCAUCACACCCACCACCCUCUCUCCACACACAUGCCAUCCGGCGCUCGCAGGAACAAGCCCGUCAAAAAGAAAUGCAAGAAGCGAGCCUCGUCCUCGUCUGGGGCUCCCACCAUCGACGAAGGUGAGGAGGAGGAGGAGCAGUGCGACGGGGCACAGGAGGCAGAGGUGGGACAGACCCCAGACUCCACCAACUCCGAGCUCGACUUGGCCGUUGAGUUCUUCGUCUCUGAUGAAGAUGCGGAGAGUGACUCAGCCCAGUUGAAAUCUACCGACCACAGCCCCAAGCACCCAGCCAUGGGGAUCACAUCAGUGGAGGUGCCUGGGCCGAGUGGGAUCCAUAGCUUUAUCAGACAGAAGGACCCUGACAUGGUGGGGGACGAGGAAGCUGAUGUGAUUGUGGAGGUGGGGGAAAGCCGGGCGCUGUACAAGACACCACUGGCACAUCGCAGCAGCUAUGAUCUGAAGGAGAGACGGAGGAUCGGCAGCAUGACAUUGAUACAGGAGGCAAAGUACCAGCAGGUACCCACAGACGAGCUGGAAGCUGAGAUGCUGGCAGUGGCUGACCUGGAUGACAUGAAAAGUCAUCGAUUUGAGGAUGUCCCUGGUGUUCGUAGGCACUUGGUGAGAAAAAGCAACAAGAUUCCAUGUGGGCGCAGCGGGAAGGACCAGUUGGAGGUUGUGAAGGCCAAGAAACCAGCUCGCCAAACCCAUGAGGUGUUUGUGGAGCUGAACGAGUUAUUCAUGGACAAGAGCCACGAGAUGCAGUGGAAGGAGACGGCGAGAUGGAUCAAAUUUGAGGAGGAUGUGGAGGCGGAAACUGAUCGCUGGGGAAAGCCUCACGUGGCUUCCCUCAGCUUCCGCAGCCUGCUGGAGCUCAGGAAGACCAUCGCUCAAGGUGCCGUGCUGCUAGACCUGGACCAGAAGACUCUGCCAGGAAUUUCCCACCAGGUGGUGGAGCAGAUGAUCAUCUCAGACCAGAUCAAGGCAGAGGAUCGAGCCAACGUGUUGCGUGCACUCCUGCUCAAACACAGCCACCCCAGACAAGAUAAGGACUUCUCAUUUCCGCACAACAUCUCCACGGCAAGCCUGGGCUCCAUGAUAACUCACAGCAUGAACCACAUCGCACCCACAUCCGAUCAGUCGGUCACCCAACCACUGAUGGAGCAGAAUCCUGAGAAGGAGAUCAAAAUCACCCUGGAUUCCACAGAGAAGGAAGUGCCACUCUCCUCAGAAUUGCACAGAUCCCGGUCCAAACACGAGUUGAAACUGCUGGAGAAGAUCCCUGGCAACGCAGAGGCCAGUGUUGUCCUCGUAGGCUGUGUGGAGUUCCUGGAGCAGCCCACCAUGGCGUUUGUGCGUCUCCAGGCAGCGGUGGAGUUGGAGUCGGUACUGGAAGUGCCUGUUCCUGUCCGCUUCCUCUUCAUCCUCCUGGGCCCCUCCACCACCACCAUGGAUUACCAUGAGAUCGGCCGCUCCAUCUCUACCCUCAUGUCAGACAAGAACUUUCACAAAGCUGCGUACCAGGCUGACGGUCGGGAGGACCUGCUAAAUGCCAUCAACGAGUUCCUGGACAGCAGCGUGGUGAUCCCACCGCUGGACGUGCCGGGCGAGGAGCUUCUCAAGUCCAUAGCUAACUUCCAGCGGAAGAUGCUAAAGAAAAGGCAAGCGCGGGAGGAUCAGCUGUUAUCCCACCUGGAUGAGCGAGCUCUGCUAAAGAGGAGAAAGGCAACUGAGGAGGACAACGACCCACUGAGACGGACGGGCAAGGUGUUUGGGGGCUUGGUGCGGGAUGUGCGGAGGAGGUACCCUCUGUAUCUGAGUGACUUCAAGGACGCCCUGAAUCCCCAGUGCAUGGCUGCUAUCAUCUUCAUUUACUUUGCUGCUCUAUCCCCUGCUAUUACCUUCGGUGGUCUGCUGGGAGAGAAGACCAUGGGGCUGAUCGGAGUCUCUGAGCUGAUCCUCUCGACCUCUGUACAGAUGAUCAUCUUCACGUUGCUGGCAGCUCAGCCACUGCUCAUCGUGGGCUUCUCAGGGCCAUUGCUGGUCUUCGAAGAGGCUUUCUACAAGUUCUGUGAUGCCAACAAGUUGGACUACCUGACUGGGCGGGUGUGGAUUGGAUUCUGGCUGAUCGCCAUCGUGGUGAUCAUGGUGGCUCUCGAGGGCUCCUUCCUGGUCCGGUUUAUCUCCAGGUUCACCCAGGAGAUCUUCGCUCUGCUCAUCUCAAUCAUCUUUAUUUAUGAGACCUUCUAUAAACUUGUGUGGAUUUUCAAAGACCAUCCUCUCCAGGCCUGUUACCCUCAGAACAUGACGGUGAACAGUGCUUUGGCACCAUAUAACUCCAGCGAGGUGGAGAUCAUCAAGGUGACGGGUCAACCUAACACAGCACUGCUGUCCCUCAUGCUCAUGGUGGGAACCUUCUUCAUCGCCUUCUUCCUGAGGAAGUUCAAAAACAGCCGCUUCUUUCCUGGCUGGGUCCGUCGUGUGAUUGGAGAUUUUGGGGUGCCGAUAGCUAUCUUCCUCAUGGUAAUGAUCAACUAUUUCAUCACAGACGUGUACACACAGAAGCUGAGUGUUCCUCACGGUCUGUCGGUCACCUCACCUAAUAAACGAGGCUGGUUUAUCCACCCCCUGGGGAGGAACCGCGAUUUCCCCAUCUGGAUGAUGUUUGCCAGUGUCAUCCCCGCUGUUCUGGUCUUCAUUCUUAUCUUCAUGGAAACCAUGAUCACUACGUUGAUAAUCAGUAAGAAGGAGCGGAUGCUGGUAAAAGGCUCUGGCUUCCACCUGGACCUGUUACUGAUCGUGAUGACGGGGGGGGUGUCUGCUAUCCUGGGGUUGCCGUGGCUCGCUGCGGCCACCGUGCGCACGGUCACCCACGUCAACGCCCUAACCGUCAUGAGCAAGUCUGUGGCCCCCGGGGACAAGCCCAAGAUCCAGGAGGUGAAGGAGCAGCGAGUGACUGGGCUGGUCGUCGCCAUUCUAGUGGGCCUGUCCAUUGUGAUCGGAGAUCUCCUGCGUCAGAUCCCCUUGGCUGUGCUGUUCGGGAUCUUCCUAUACAUGGGCGUCACCUCUCUCAAUGGCAUUGAGCUGUUUGAGCGGAUCAAACUGCUGCUAAUGCCUCCCAAGUACCAUCCCGACCACAACUUUGUGAGGAAGGUGAAAACACUGCGAAUGCACUUAUUCACUUCCAUCCAGAUCUUCUGCCUGGGGAUUCUGUGGGCCGUCAUGUCCACCGUGGCCUCCCUCGGCUUCCCCUUCGUGCUCAUUCUCACCGUCCCCCUCAAGUUGUUUGGACUGACCAGGAUUUUUACUGAACGAGAGAUGAAAUGUCUUGAUGCCCAUGAUGCUGAACCCACCUUCGAUGAGCAAGAGGGUCUGGAUGAGUACAAUGAGCUGUCCAUGCCGGUGUGAGCCAGCGAGCGGCCUUCCAGCAAGUUGCCAACACAUCAGCGAGGGUUGAGUGGGGGUGAGAGGGAGGAGAUUGAGGGUGAAACACUGGCUCAGUGCUGGCUUUGUACCUGUUUAUGUCUGUCCCAACAUUGGUAACUGGAGUUGAAGCUGACGUGAGCAGCUCCUCUCUCACAGCUGGUCAGGGGUUAGCUGCUGGCCAGGCACCCACAGCACUCGCUCCACGAGGGACUUUUAUAUUAUGGUUAAGCAAAAGAAAAAUUUGAGGAAUAAGCCAGACAUUGCAUCACCCCAGCCAAUGUCACUGACCCGAGGAUAUCCAUCGAUCAUGGGAGAGGGAGGAAGAGUAAGGCAGAUUUGGACAUUAACUGAAUAGAUUGGCUAGAUUGAGCGGUGGGUUACUUCCCAUCAGUUGCUCUGAGCAAUGCUGUUUGAAAGGAUGUUCUGUAGCUGAAGUCACCUCUUCACACACAUUCAACCUUUUUCUCCCACCAUCGAAAUGACUGGAUGUUUCAGUCCUUCAGAUCCCCUUCUCUCUUUCUGCCCGAACCCAACCCAAAUGAGGAGCAGUCACCCAGCUUGGUACCAGCAAGGCAUCGCCGAUGGUGAAGAUUAGCUCAGUUUAGGUGCAAUCAAAAGUUCCAGCUGAGCCCUUGGAUGGGACAGACUGAUCUGUGGGCGUCUCGUGUUACAAAGUCAGUGCUCUCUCUCUCUCUCUCUCUCUCUUUCUCACCUUCCUGAAGACCAGAGGGGAGACCCAAGUGAACACUUCUUCCACUCUUGGAAGACGUUGAUUCAGAAUCACUUCGCAGCAAUCUCAAGCACAACAAAUUCCUGUUAUAUUUUGGACAAGAGGAAACAGGGAACAUUUCCUGCUUGGCAAUCAGAUGUAUAUCGCUUGGGGCAAUUGGCGAGGUAAUCAGUAUACCUCAUCACCACAAAGAGAUCCUCAUUCUAGGCAAAGGUGCUUCACCCGACUUGCUGAUGUGUGUGGAGGGGGUUGGGGGGUGCGGAGGAGAGAAGGGGAACAAAUAAAGGGAAUGAACCCGCUCCCCUUCCGCUCUCUCUCCCUCCCUCCCUACUCCAUCCAGCACCCAACCCUCACUUGGCCACUGACGCAUCCUGCCUGGCGACCGGAGAUCAUAUUGGUAGAAUAAACCCGGCCCUCUCUAGCGUGGCUCUGACACCGCACCCAACCCAGCGAGGUUUCAGAAACAAUUUCUAGAAGCAAUUGUCCCAACCAUGAAUGUGAACCAGAAAUGGAGCGAGUGUGUUGACGUUGGUUGGGUCUUUGGGGACAUGGUGGUAUCUUGGCAACUAGCAGUGACUCUUGGUAUCCACUUGUGAUAAGGGGAUAUGAC
Callorhinchus milii (elephant shark) is the source of this 5338-nucleotide messenger RNA. Its product is annotated as anion exchange protein 2. The record is from RefSeq and is a predicted model, not a curated record. The transcript has 24 exons. Gene Ontology annotation, molecular function: monoatomic anion transmembrane transporter activity; solute:inorganic anion antiporter activity. Bases 336 to 3980 code for a protein of 1214 amino acids. Gene Ontology annotation, cellular component: plasma membrane; basolateral plasma membrane; apical plasma membrane. Gene Ontology annotation, biological process: bicarbonate transport; regulation of intracellular pH; transmembrane transport. Lineage: Eukaryota; Metazoa; Chordata; Chondrichthyes; Chimaeriformes; Callorhinchidae.